AUGAAAAAUGAGAAUGAAGAUGAAAAUGUGAAUGAUGAAGAUGUCGACUCAAAACAUGGGAUGAAAGCAAUAUAUAAGGUUUUAAAAAAAUCCUUUAAAAAUGGACGUAUGAAAAUGUACAAAACAUUCGAUAAUUAUUUAAAAAAAGAUGAUUUAGACAAGAAAAUGCUUGAAGUUGCUAAAAUCCUUAGUAGACGUAUUGAAAAACGAAUGGAUUAUCUAACACAAAUAUUGAAUGAAAUGCUAGCAUAUGAAACAUCAUAG
Molecule: messenger RNA, 264 nt
Organism: Schistosoma spindalis
Lineage: Eukaryota; Metazoa; Platyhelminthes; Trematoda; Strigeidida; Schistosomatidae
Source: the annotation of a GenBank genome assembly